This is a messenger RNA of Centrocercus urophasianus (Greater sage-grouse), 2914 nucleotides long. It is a transcript of the gene SMAD7, whose product is annotated as SMAD family member 7. Gene Ontology annotation, molecular function: I-SMAD binding; transcription regulator inhibitor activity. NCBI's taxonomy places the organism in Eukaryota, Metazoa, Chordata, Aves, Galliformes, Phasianidae. Gene Ontology annotation, cellular component: heteromeric SMAD protein complex. The transcript has 2 exons. The record is from RefSeq and is a predicted model, not a curated record. Gene Ontology annotation, biological process: transforming growth factor beta receptor signaling pathway; regulation of transcription by RNA polymerase II; cell differentiation. The coding region runs from base 1084 to 1734 and encodes 216 amino acids.
AACACUUCAAGGCAUUUAGAGAGUGUAUAGUGUGCAGUGUUUCACAAGUAAGUCCAUUUCCUGUCUCCUCUAUUGUUUUCAGCGUGAUUAAGUGUAUCCUGUUAAACUGUAUAUUCCUGUGAGGGCUGCGACUUCACUCUGAUAAAAGGAGGUUAUGCACACAGUGUGUUCUUUUUUUUGUUUGUUUGUUUUGUUUUGUUUUUUAAUUUCAUUGAGAUCUCAGGGAUGAAGUCUGGAGAAGUGACUUAUCAGUAGGAAGAGAGCUGGGCUCUCUUCAGUGGUGGCCCUUGUGUUGAGAUAGAGCAGUGAGCAACGGGGUGUCAUUAGGAAUGUCACCCUGAUGAGGCCAGAUUCCUCCAGCAACGUACCAAAGGACUGGAUGAUCUGUGAUGGCCCUUCCAACCCGAUAUUUUGUGAUUCCAUGAUCUUACAGAGCCCUUCCAACUCAACAUUUUGUGAUUCCAUGAUCUUACAGAGCCCUUCCAGCCCAACCAUUCUAGGAUUCUAAGAACUGAGGAUUUAAUUUGUCUUGCCUUCAUCCCCUUUCAGGCAUAGUGUUGCCUUGGGGUUGUGUCCCCCUUGGCUGUGAUGAAAAAGCUGUAGGAUCAGGGGGCUGGUGUUGGCUGUUGUCACCUGGAGCAAGGAGAGGAGAUGCUUGAAUGGCUGGGGGAUGGAGAGGUCCAAAACCUUGGGGAUGGAGAGGUCCAAAACCCAAGUAGUGCAGCACAGGUUCAGACCAAUGAGCCAUCUCCCUUUCAGUUCCCACUUUGGCAAGCCCAGCUGGUGACUACUUUGGUGCUCAAAGCCACGAAUUUGGCAGCUCCAUCACAAAGACAGCCCCAUGUCCUACCCUGGUGACUCAGAUGGAAAGGUGGCCGCCGGUCUGUCAUUUGUUGCCGCUCUGUAAUCAGCACGGGGCCAGUGAUUAAGUGCUGUGCAGAGUCUUGAUUGAGGUGAUGAGUUAGGGUGGAUGCCUCUUGAUGAACUGUCGAGUCUGUGCAGCCAAUUAGUAAUCGCUUCCUGUUGAACGCUUCGGAAUGUGCACGCUGCUUGCAGCUUUGCUUGGAGCCUGCGAAGUAAUUCAUGUACACUGAUUCCUUCUUCUUUCCCUCUGUUACAGCAGGUUGUCCAGACUCUGUGCCUUCCUCCACUGAAACAGGGGGAACUAAUUGUCUAGCCCCUGGGGGGCUCUCAGAUUCCCAAGUUCUACAGGAGUCAGGGGAUAACUCACACUGGUGCGUGGUGGCAUACUGGGAAGAGAAGACACGCGUGGGUCGGCUGUAUUCUGUCCAAGAGCCCUCCCUGGAUAUCUUCUAUGAUCUACCUCAGGGGAAUGGCUUCUGCCUCGGGCAGCUCAACUCGGACAACAGAAGCCAGCUGGUGCAGAAGGUGCGCAGCAAGAUCGGGUACGGCAUCCAGCUCACCAAGGAGGUGGACGGCGUGUGGGUCUACAACCGCAGCAGCUACCCCAUCUUCAUCAAGUCGGCCACACUGGACAACCCCGACUCCAGGACGUUGCUGGUGCACAAAGUGUUCCCGGGUUUUUCCAUCAAGGCUUUCGAUUACGAGAAGGCGUACAGCCUGCAGAGGCCGAACGACCACGAGUUCAUGCAGCAGCCGUGGACUGGAUUUACCGUGCAGAUCAGCUUUGUGAAGGGCUGGGGCCAGUGCUACACCAGACAGUUCAUCAGCAGCUGCCCGUGCUGGUUAGAGGUUAUUUUUAAUAACCGAUGACAUGAGACGGAGCGGACUCACGACAUUUAUACUACUUUGCUGCUAUUACUUCCUUCUGAGUGCUUGCUUUUCAUGCAACCUUUUUGUUUUUGUUUCGUUUUGUUUGUUGUUUUUUUUUUGGUGUUUUUUUUUUUCCCCCCUAUUUUGAGAAAUAGCUUAUGGAAAGAUUUUCGCCUGGGUAUUUUGAUAAAUAGAUCUAUUUUUUGAAAGUGCGAACGACCAAUAACUCGAGAGGAGGGCGCGUGGGGCAGGGAGAGAUCGCAUACGAUUAUCAUUUCCCACUUCCCAAAGGAUUGUUCUAUGUGAUGGAUGGGUCGGGAGCCACUUGCUCUUGGGCAGCGUGAGGGGAUCCUUAUAUUUUUCACGCCUCCUAGUCCCAGUGCUGGUGGCACCCGACCAGUACCCCUCCCCAGCAGUGCUAACCCAACGUAGCCCCACCAAUGGUGCACAAACUUCCCACCAGGUCUUACUCCACCCGUGUGGUUUUUGCCAUUGGAUUUUGCCAUUGGGCUGUUGCUGUUGUUGGGUUCACCUCCCGCCCGUCCUUCCCAUCCGCCCAUCUUUCCGCAGCGUUUUUCCUGUCAUCAUGGAUUGAUACAAGGGGAGAAAAUGGCGAUGAAGAAACUGUGCGUGGCCCGUGCUUUGCGGUCGGAGCUGAGAUGUGACGUAAGCCUAGGAGAAGAAACAAACAGACAAACAAACAAAAAAAGAAACAAGCAGCAAAACAAAACAAAAACAAAACAAAAAAAUGGGGAAUAAAAAAGUGUUGAGGAUAGUUGGUCUGUCGGAACCUGUUGGAUCAGGUUGCCCCAGCACCAUCGUAUCUGGAGACGCCGUUGUGCUUUCAUUUCUUCUUGAAUUCAUACACACGUAUGAUACUUUUACACUGUUCUUAGCUCAAUGAGCAUGUUUAGACCUUAACAUAAGCUAUUUUUCUAAAUACAAAGGUUUAAAUGAACAAGAGAGCAUUCUCAUCGGAACUUUGGCAUCGUAGUGCUUUGGAAAGAAAACACACACACAAAAAAAGGACUCCUUGAAAAAAACCUGAGAUUUAUUAAAGAAAAAAAAAAUGUAUUUUAUGUUAUAUAUAGAUAUAUUAUUACUUGUAAAUACAAAGACGUUUUAUAAGCAUCAUUAUUUAUGUAUUGUGCAAUGUGUAUAAACGAGAAGAAUAAGAAAA